AUGGCACCAAAAUGGAGGAUCGCCAUGGGCUGCGAUGACGCUGGCGUCAGCUACAAAAACACAAUCAAAAAGGACUUUGAAGUCGACGCCCGCGUAGGCGAAGUCAUCGACGUAGGAUCCGACGAAGUUUCCGACAAGACACCUUAUCCUCUCCGGGCAGCCGCCGCCGCUCGCCUCGUCGCCGAGGGCAAAGCUGAUCGCGCGCUGCUCAUCUGCGGUACCGGCCUGGGCGUCGCCAUCUCGGCCAACAAGGUCAAGGGAAUUCGAGCGGUCACGGCACACGACAGCUUCAGUGUCGAGCGCAGCGUCAAGAGCAAUAAUGCACAAGUAUUAUGUAUGGGGGAGCGAGUCGUUGGGUUGGAAGUCGCGAGGAGGCUGGCUACGGAGUGGCUGGACUACGAGUUUGAUCCGUUGAGCGCGAGUGCCAAGAAGGUGGAGGAGAUUGGACAGCUGGAAGUGUAA
Molecule: messenger RNA, 462 nt
Organism: Trichoderma aggressivum f. europaeum
Lineage: Eukaryota; Fungi; Ascomycota; Sordariomycetes; Hypocreales; Hypocreaceae
Exons: 2
Coding region: 1-462 (153 amino acids)
Biological process (GO): carbohydrate metabolic process
Molecular function (GO): isomerase activity
Source: RefSeq, a predicted model, not a curated record